Cyprinus carpio (common carp) is the source of this 1233-nucleotide messenger RNA. RefSeq names its product ankyrin repeat domain 66 (gene ankrd66). NCBI's taxonomy places the organism in Eukaryota, Metazoa, Chordata, Actinopteri, Cypriniformes, Cyprinidae. The record is from RefSeq and is a predicted model, not a curated record. Gene Ontology annotation, molecular function: protein binding.
AUGGUAACAGGUCAAGCGAGAAAAACAACACAGAGAGUAAACCGGAGGGUUUCAGUUUUAAUGUUACUGAUUUAAAAAGAUGUCAGAGUUACAUCAGGCAGCAGCUUCUGGAGAUUAUGAUCUAGUGGAAGAAAUUGUGAAAAAAAAAUCGUGUGACCCUAAUCAGAGAGACUUCGACUGGAACAAUAAGACGCCGUUGCACUGGGCAGCAUCCAAAGGCCAAACAGAGAUGGUUCGGAUAUUAAUUGAAAAUGGAGCAAGGGCUUGUUUGAGGACGGAUAAUGGAUGGACACCUGCACAUUUUGCAGCGGAGUCCGGAAAACUUACAGUACUUCGACUCCUUCAUUCCCUACAUGCACCUGUAGACAAGAAGGAUUCCUCCGGCGAUAAACCUGUCAGGAUCGCUGAAAUCUAUGGACAUGAAGAUUGUGUUCAUUUUCUUAAAAAGGCAGAGGUUGAGAGCGGAAACUACCGGCAAAUGGCAAAGUUAAAUGGGCUGCCCUUAGACGAUACUGAUGAGGAAUGGGAACAGGAGAGAAAAGAAGCCAAAAAACAAGUCAUUAAAAAGUAGGUUUUAUCAGGCCAUGAGAGCAAAAUACAAACUAAUGGAUGCUUAUAGGCAACAUCUGCAGUUUUUUGUUGCACAUAAAUGAAAUGAAAAAUAUAGUAAAGAUGGUAAAAUAUAAAAGAAAGCUUGGUGGACAGUAAAAUUACAAACCAAAAUAAAUAUUCUUGUAUGACUGUCACCAGUUAGGGGUAAUACCAAGUAGGCUAUAUAUAGACAUACAAGCAUAAAUAUACUGUAUUUACAUGAAUAUACAUAAAACUGAAUAAACCAUUUUCAAAAAUAAAAAUUAACUCCUUCACUAAAUUACAUGCCAAAACUCAUAUUCAUCUACGACUUUCACAAGUUUUAAGAAAUACCAAAUAGGCUAUAGACAUAUGAGCAUAAUUAUACACAAAACUGAAUAAACCAUUUUCAGAUAGAAAAAUUAACACAUUCACUAAAUUAUAUGCCAAAAUUCAUAUUCAUCUAUAACUUGCACCAGUUUUGAGUAACACCGAGUAGGCUAUAGACAUACAAGCAUAAUUAUACUUAUAUACACAAAACUGAAUAAACCAUUUUAAGAAAGAAAAAGAACAAUGAACUCAGUCACCCCGGCAGAAAUCUAAAAACAAAAAUAUCUAAAUGUUACCCUGGACCACAAAACCAGUCUUAAGUGUAAAUUUAAG